AUGCCCUUCUACUUCAGCAGCUACUCAUCCGCUGCAAUACCUGCCACGCAGGUCAUGUUGAAUGCACUGACAAGGAAAUCCAAGGCCAAACCCAAGGUCCUCGUCGAGGCGGCUGAGGGUGCCACGAAGGAGGCAGACUCCACCGUGAAGACGGCCAACACCGACGCCGGCGCGGACAAGUGUCCCUCCUCCUCCUCCGCCGCCUCAAGCGGUGGUGGGGCCGCCUGUCGCGUGAAACACAAAAAAUCUCACAAAAAGGCUACCCUACUCACUGCUGCUAGCUGUAGCCGGGCGCCCGAAGAGGAAAUGGCAUCACGUGCGAGAAGUGCCUCCUCUAGACGAUCCUGCUCCACAGUGGUGACCUUCGAGUCUAUUCAGCCCACACAGGUGUGGCAGGCCUCUGCCAGCCCUUCGCCACCGGCCUCCCUAAAGGGCGACCUAGCCAAGUACCGACGGGGUAAAAAGGGCA
Spirometra erinaceieuropaei is the source of this 469-nucleotide messenger RNA. Lineage: Eukaryota; Metazoa; Platyhelminthes; Cestoda; Diphyllobothriidea; Diphyllobothriidae. The record is from the annotation of a GenBank genome assembly.